Mugil cephalus (flathead mullet) is the source of this 4561-nucleotide messenger RNA. RefSeq names its product N-acetylglucosamine-1-phosphodiester alpha-N-acetylglucosaminidase (gene nagpa). The transcript is spliced from 12 exons. NCBI's taxonomy places the organism in Eukaryota, Metazoa, Chordata, Actinopteri, Mugiliformes, Mugilidae. The record is from RefSeq and is a predicted model, not a curated record. Bases 86 to 1876 code for a protein of 596 amino acids.
AACAUGUGUAACGGGCUAGCAGGAUGAUGAUGUGGGCUCCAGUAGGAGAAGAGAAGUGUGUGACAGGCUAGUCUCCCUCCAUCAUAUGGCAGCAGAUUCGGUGAAAUGUACUCGUGUGUGGCUGCUGUUGUUGCUCUGCGCCCGGCUGUCCGAGAGCGGAAACCCCCGAUGGUCUAUGGACGAUGACCUCCUGCUGCCCUAUGCUCACGGACACGGCCCCUCCCACUCUCACCGCUACGUCCGAAGCUGUCAGUCCAUCGUUCAUGGCAACACCACCCAUGAAAGCUGGCCCUCCAGCAAACGCAGCGGCCUGCCGGUCGCUGAGUCCACGGUGUUUGUGUCGGAUGUGCCUGAAUCCUCUCCAUGGGUUUAUGGUCACAUGACGGUGGUCCGCGACCCGCUGAGGACCGUGUCCGUGUUGGAGCCGGGAGGGCCGGGCGGCUGCAACAUGAAUCAGAGGGUGUCCGUGGAGGAGACGGCUAAAGCUGCUGGCUGUCUGUACGCCCAGAAUGGCGGCUUCUUCAACACAGGAUCGGGGCAAUGUUUGGGCAACAUUGUGAGCAAUGAGAAGAUGGUGCAGGACAGCGGUGGGGUGCAAAAUGCCCAGUUUGGGAUUAGGAAGGACGGCAGCCUGGUGUUUGGGUAUCUGUCUCAGGACGACGUUUUGGACCAGUCCAACCCCUUUGUCCAGUUGAUCAGUGGUGUGGUGUGGCUCCUGAGGAGCGGAGAGAUUUACAUCAACCAGAGUCUCGAGGCCGAAUGUAACAAGACACAGGAGACGGGGACGUUACGUACGUUUGUGGACGUGGUGUCAGCCAGGACGGCCGUAGGCCACGAUGCAGAGGGAAACCUGAUCCUAUUCCACAUUGACGGGCAAACAGGAAUAAGGGGUAUGAGUCUUUGGGAGGUGGCUGAGUUCUUGAAGAAAUAUGGAGUGAUCAAUGCUAUUAAUCUGGAUGGAGGCGGGUCUUCCACCUACGUGGUUGAUGGAUCAUUGGCUAGCUACCCCUCUGAUCAUUGUAAACAAGACGACAGGUGGCGCUGUGCUCGGAGGGUUUCCACCAUCCUGUGCGUCCAUCAGAGACAUUGCCAUCCAGCCAACUGCAGUGGACACGGUGACUGUGUGGAUGGACACUGUUGGUGUCAGGAGGGCUGGAAGGGGGCAGCCUGUGACUCUCUGGUGUGUCAGCCACCAGCUUGUGGACCCCAUGGUGUCUGCACUGCAAAUGGCUGUGUCUGUGAUGCCGGAUGGAGAGGACACAACUGUAGCCAAGAGUGCCUCCCAGGUUUCUACGGUGACGGCUGCAAUCAGACCUGCUCCUGCGUUAACGGCGGCUUAUGUGACCCCGUCCACGGCGGCUGCACCUGCCCUCCUGGUUUCCACGGCCACGCCUGCGAACUAGUGUGUCCUCUGGGUUUCUUCGGCCAGUCUUGUGCUAAGGAGUGCCGCUGUGACAACAUGUGUCCCUGUGACCCACAGACAGGAAGCUGCAACUCCACUCUGACCAAAGAGAACAACUACACUCUACACAGAGCGGGACACUGCCUGGCCAAACAGAUGUUUACAUUUUGGAGACAGCAGGAAAAAGCUCACAGCGAGCAGCCUUAUCUGACGCAGCGAUCGUGGCUGAUAAUCACCAUCACCCUGGCUUCUCUUCUCUCAGCCAGCCUGAUCGUUCACCUCGUACAAGCCUGCAGCGGCUCUGUGGCGUCCCGCUCACAAGAGCGGCGGGACUACUCCUACGUCCCGCUCAACGACAUCAAUGGACCAGCUUCGCGUUACAGAGACGACGCUGGGAAAUCAGGAAAAUUGGAUCUUGGCGACUCUGGCUCUGAGGAUGAGGUCUGGACUCCUUCGCGCUCAGGGAGGUCGUAGCCGUCAUGACCGAGGACGCUGUAAAUGCACAAAAACUCAGCAAUCCUCUGCUUUAUUUAUUUUUCUUCGACGGUCCAGAAAUGACAUGAAACUAAAGAACAGUUUGGCUGCAUUCUUUAUACGCUCUCUGCUGGCAUCACACUGCCCUCCAGGUAUUUUCACAGAAAGCUUUUGGCAGCUGUUCAGGUUUCACUUGACGUUUUUGUUUGCAGUCAAGGCUUUAGAAUCUGAGGAUGAACAGCAAGUGGUCAAAGCUUUAUUUUGUCAAUCUAUGCCAGAUCCAGGUACGAUCAGGUUUUAAAAAUGAAAAUUUUUGUGUCAUGUAAUCUGACUAACUGAACUCUAACCACACACUGAGAUCACAAAAUGAGGUUCUAUAGUUACCCACAUGUUGUUGACCUUGGAUAGAUCAACACAUGGUAACCAGGUCCAUAACCAUGUUAACGCCUGAUGUCAAUAGCCUGAGUGCUGAUCGAUCAGAUCAACAGACCAUUUUUGGCUCUGGUUGGUUCUGUUGAGUAUUAUAUUUAGUUUGGAUAGGCACAACAUCAGCAGUGUUUAAGCUGACGAGCCUCAUACUGAGAUAAGUAUGAGGUUAAUAUGCAAACUGUUUUGAGUUACAGUGAAUCAGAUAAAAAUAAAAAUGAAAGAAGCACACUUUUCAUGAUGUAGUUUGUUGAAACAUGUAUGUGGAACAGGGACAACUUUGGGUAUUUCUUAGAAUUUGCUGGAAAAAAAAACACCAAUUUAAUGUAUUUUCUGUGAGGUGUCACACUUUAUCUUGCAGUGUUGUCAUCACUGCUGUCAACUGAUUUUGCUCAUUUGCAGCAGAAAAAGGUGUGGCAUGUUGUAAAUAGAACGGUUCCCUCCUCCGCUCAACUUUCACCCCAUCCGAGCUGAACGUUGAGUCAUGUUAACACGUUAGCAUUUAGCAUUUAACACGGUGAGUUGCAUCUAAAACCAAUGAUCUUUUUGAAAUGCUAAAGUGCUAACGUGAGCGUGCUGGGAUUACGUAGCCUCGCUGUUGGUGUGCAUUCAGAACACAUGAUCCACUUUUUAUCCUGAUAUGACCUUAAGUGUUAGAGAUGAAGUCAGACGAUUUGUCAGUCUGUGAGAUUUAUUCUGAUGACAUGACUGUCUCAACAGAGAUAUUCCACAGUGGACCAGAGUAUUAAAUAUAUAGACCAAAAGGAAGACACUGCCAAACCUUUAGAAUGCUCCAAAACCGAUCUCAUCAGUGGAGUCACAAAAACACAUGUUGUUACUGUGGAUACAGUGUUCCCAAAUUCCUUGUAUGUGUUUUUCUAACUGUUAAAACACAUGAUGGAUGGCCUUUAAAAUCUCUAAGCCGUCUUUUCCACCUCACUGACUGGUUUAAACCUGGCUUCUUUUUUUUUUUCACCCAGCUGCAGCGUUGUGUUACCGUCAGGACACUCGGGUGUGGCUCCAUGCAGACGUGGUUGUUUAUGUGCAGAGAAAUCCAGGUCAGCUGUAUCUGAAGUUUCACCCGGAGGUCACUGCACCUUUAAGGGCUUUUCUGUCGACUGUCAGUUCACUGAAGCGUUGGCUUCAACUCUGACCUUGACCGUGUGUGUCCUGUUUCCCUUUUUUCUUUUUUUACUGAUUUCUGAACUCUUUUUAAAUUCCCAUCUUUAAGUUUCCACCUGUUACUUGAAUGUUUUGGUGGGUUAGACCCUCCUGAAGCGUGAUGCAAAAAAUGGUCUGGUUUGCUGGGUUUAGUUUUUUAUAGAGGAAAAGGAGAGAAGUUUUUACGCUACGUCUGAAUACUCGAUUUAAGAUUAUGUAUUUGUAAAAGCAAAUCACUUAAAUGUGCCUCAUAAUAUUCAAACUUCAAAGUCCAUUUCAACUUUUUUUUAGUUUUUUUUUUUUAAAGACAACAAUCAUCUCCUGCUAAAGUGCGUCCUUAACAGCACUGACUUGCGUUUGUACAUGUUUCUCUGCAGUCUGACAGGCUACAUGCAGACAUAGGGCACAUGCUGAAGUGCUCAGCUGUCUGAAGUAUUACCCUGCAGCUCAGACAUGAGAGUCACAUUCACACAAGAGCAGCAGGAAUCUGAGCACCAUUACAUCACACCAGCGGUUCUCAGCUGAUCUCAGUAUUUGCCAUAACAUACGUCUUUCUCCUGUUGUUGUUUUUGGGAUGUAAAUUGUGCGCGUGUGUAAGAUUUGUCACAGAUCAAUGUACAAUCAGAUGUGUCAGAAUGCCUGUUUGAACAAAUAAUGAAUUUUAGGAGAAUAACAAGACACAAAAAUCACCAGUUUCUGUCAGAUGUACUAAACGUGCAUCAGUGUAAGCAAAGAUACCAAAAAGAGUGAAUCAGCCGUGUUUGUAUUUUCUUAAUUUGCCCGUUAAUGAGCGUCUUUGUGUAGCGCCCCCUGGUGUGUGGAGGCCAGCAUCUACACGUUGUUUACAUGUGAAACAGGUUGUUGUUGGCUAGCUGUGUCUCAUACAAAUGCAGUUUUUAACAUUACAGCUACAAAUAUGUGAAAUAUUACUUUUAUAGCUUCUGCUGUUGUUUUGUAAAGAAUAAAAUAAUGUUAGUGCAGCGUGGGUACAGUAUAACUGUUGAUUUACAUAUCAGUGUUCCUUUGAACAAGGAAGAGUGACAAGCAGUAUGUGCCAUCUUUAUGCGGCUGUAUAAAUAAAACUCAUUUUAAAUAGUA